UUACAAAUACUACUUGGUAACAACCCCACUCGAUACCUUUACUCAUUAAAUCACGUACAAUGGCGAUGGGCAGUGACGCAGAAACAGAGAUGGACUAUACUUAUCGUACGGAACUUCUCUCUCCGCCGCCGUCCACCGGCGAUCAGUCGUCGUGGCGCCUGGACAUCGACAAGUUUCGCUUGCCUCAACGUCACUCUGCAGCCCAACCCUUCGGUUUUCGACGCCUUCUUCGAAUGCCAAAAAAACAAGGAAAGGUUGCAGAGUACUAUGAAAAGCAGGAAAAGCUUCUUGAGGGCUUUACUGAGAUGGAAACUAUCAAUGAAACAGGUUGUUUACCAGGAAAUCUAACAGAGGAUGAAAUGAAUCAGCUAGCAAGGAGCGAGAGAAUGGCCAUUCAUGUGUCAAACAUCGCUAACUUGGUGCUUUUUGUGGCAAAAGUUUUUGCUUCUAUUGAAAGCAGAUCUUUGGCGGUUAUUGCUUCAACUUUAGAUUCCCUCUUGGACCUUCUUUCGGGGUUCAUACUGUGGUUUACCUCGAAUGCUAUGAGAAAUCCGAAUCAGUACCACUAUCCAAUUGGCAAGAAGAGAAUGCAGCCGGUGGGUAUUAUUGUUUUCGCUUCAGUAAUGGCAACUCUUGGGUUACAAAUAUUGCUGGAGUCUGCCAGAGAACUUGUCACAAAGUCCCGUCCUGAAACAGAUCCUGAAAAGGAAAAAUGGAUGAUAGCAAUCAUGGUUUCGGUCACAGUGAUUAAGUUUCUGCUUAUGGUGUAUUGUCGGAGGUUCAAAAAUGAGAUAGUCAGAGCCUAUGCUCAAGAUCAUUUCUUUGAUGUAAUCACCAACUCGGUUGGAUUGGUAACUGCUGUCCUUGCCAUCCAAUUCCGCUGGUGGAUUGAUCCCACUGGAGCAAUAAUUAUUGCACUAUAUACAAUAAGCACGUGGGCCAAAACAGUUAUAGAGAAUGUAUGGUCACUAAUUGGAAGAACAGCUCCACCAGAGUUUCUUGCGAAACUGACAUAUCUGAUAUGGAAUCACCACGAAGAGAUCAAACAAAUUGAUACAGUUAGAGCUUACACAUUUGGGUCUCAUUACUUUGUUGAAGUUGACAUUGUGUUGCCAGAGGAUAUGCUACUUAGCCAAGCACAUAAUAUUGGCGAAACCCUUCAAGAAAAGCUUGAGCAACUCCCAGAAGUCGAACGGGCAUUUGUUCACAUAGAUUUCGAGUUUACUCACAGACCAGAACACAAGGCUAAGGUUUAAAUGAUGUUAAUGAGAGUAGUUAUAUAAUGUGGUAGUAAUAAUGUAUGGACCAGCAGACACUGGAAUGCAAGAAUGCUUAGUUCUCAAGAUUUCCUAUUGAUUUUAAUGUAGUUGAUUCAGGUAAGGCUGGUGCAAAAGACUGUUUUUAAA
Daucus carota subsp. sativus is the source of this 1406-nucleotide messenger RNA. RefSeq names its product metal tolerance protein 9. The transcript is spliced from 6 exons. Gene Ontology annotation, cellular component: membrane. Gene Ontology annotation, biological process: monoatomic cation transport; transmembrane transport. NCBI's taxonomy places the organism in Eukaryota, Viridiplantae, Streptophyta, Magnoliopsida, Apiales, Apiaceae. The coding region runs from base 60 to 1256 and encodes 398 amino acids. The record is from RefSeq and is a predicted model, not a curated record. Gene Ontology annotation, molecular function: monoatomic cation transmembrane transporter activity.